AUGAAACAAUGUGAAGAUGGAAGCAACAUUUACAUGCUCGCUUUUUCUCGUUACUUUCAGGCUGCUGAACGCAAACAGCAUCUCAUGCAUCCCGAGGAACACCUUCAGGGACCUUGGCAACAGCUUGGCUCUGCUGUGAGUGCAAUCUCCUUGUCGCUGUAUGACAACGACUUGAAAUCCUUGGCUCCCGGAACCUUUGAUCCCCUGCGAAACAUCAAGACGCUCCGAGGCUUCAUUUCUCGGGAUUACGCAAAAUACGCACUCAUCGGUUCCAGCAGACUUUUUUCUAGCACUGUUGAAUUGUGUGACUUUCGAAAGAACUUGCUGGCAUACCCGUGGGAAAAUUUAUUGCUGGUCCAGAAACAGAUGAAAACUGAUGUCUUGAGCACAACCGACGGUAAAUCAACAGAUCAAUGUCUUGACCCGUUAGUAUUUCUGUGCGGCUACUGCUUCAGUAUGGCAAAGGACUCUGGCGCUAGAAUAAAAAUAAAGUUCUCUGACCUUUUUUGUUCUGGAUCCGAUGGAGAACUGAGGCAGCUAAUCGGAGUGAUACUACAACAACAAAAAAGCAGACGAGAACAGUCUGCUUCCUUGACCCGUUUGAUUGAUGACGCCGCACUCCCGAAGCGGAGCUAUCGCGGGCUCUGGAGAAUUGCGUCGUUAUCACCGAAUGUACAAAGGAUGAGAUCUCCUGAAUGUCUGGAGCGUUUCCAGUGGCUUUGUCUCGAAGUGAACCUUGACGCGUCGUCAGAUUUGCCAGGGAUCGCCUCUGCUUUUAUUUCAAUAUUGAAAAUUCUGGCGAGAGCUGCCAAUAAUUCAGACCUUGACGACUUGCAUCUGGCGAGGAACCCUUGGAUGUGCGAUUGUAACCUUGAGUACGUAGCCGAGUACCUGAUGCGGAAUCCCACGUUGGAGACGUCGGGUGUGAGAUGCGAAGGGCCUCCGAGGAUGAGCAAGAAGAAAAUUGCCGGCUUGUCCCCUGACAAGUUUUACUGCAUAGGGAGCGAAGGGAAACAUGCGCAGGUAGCCGGACAAUGUUUCCAGGAGCAAUUCUGCCCCAAGGUGUGUCGGUGCGAAGGCACGACGGUGAAUUGCUCCGGCAAGGCUCUGACCAGCGUUCCAAAUGACGUGCCUUCCUACGCGACGCAGCUGGAUCUGAGCGAAAACAAGAUAACGGAACUUCCGGCUGCCAGCUUUCAGAACCUGCCGCAUCUGCAGGUCCUGGACUUGUCCAAGAACUCGUUGGGAGCCAUUGCGGAAGGUGUUUUGGCCCCUGCCACGAAGCUGGUCAAAUUGCGGAUUUCGAAGAAUCCCUUCCGUUGCAACUGCCACUUGGCCUGGUUGGCCGAGUGGCUGAGAAAACGAGACGUGACCGAGGAUCGACCCACGUGUCAUGAGCCUUAUCGUCUACGCACUAAGCCUCUGAUCCAGAUGCACUCAUCGGACUUCAAAUGCACUUCGGACGACGACGUGGGUUGCGUGGGUGCGGGCCACUGCCCUAGGGGUUGCCAGUGCGAAGGAACCGUCGUGAGAUGCAGUAGGAGCAAGUUACAAGAGAUCCCCAAGGAUAUUCCUCAGGAGACCACGGAAUUAGAUCUGAGCAACAACAAGAUAUCGGUUCUCGGCAACAAUACGUUUGGAAACUUGACGAGACUGGAGACUUUGAUCAUCAGCUACAAUAAACUCGAGUGCAUCCAUUCCAACUCACUCGCUGGGCUGCACGCGCUUCGGAUCCUCUCCCUGCACGGCAACGACAUAUCCAGGAUCCCUGAGGGAACUUUCGGAGACCUGAGGUCCAUCACUCACUUGGCGCUUGGGUCGAAUCCACUAUAUUGCGAUUGCGACCUUUUGUGGCUUUCCGACUGGGUCAAGCGAGAUUACGUGGAGCCCGGGAUCGCCAAGUGUCAGGAUCCACCGGCCAUGAGAAACAAGCUCAUCCUCACUUCACCGUCCGAUUCGUUCAUUUGUAAAGGAUCCGUGGAGCCGGAAAUCUUGGCCAAGUGCGACGCUUGCUACAAAUUUCCUUGUAGAAAUGGGGCCACGUGUCACUCGAUCCCACUAAAGAAAUACGUUUGCGAAUGCUCCCCGGGAUUCCAUGGUGAUCAUUGCGAGUACGAGAUCGAUGCCUGCUACGGGAACCCAUGCGAAAAUUCGGGAACCUGCAAAGUUCUCGAAGCUGCUGUCACUGUGCUGCGGGUUUCGCUGGCGAUCGGUGCGAACAUAACGUGGAUGACUGCGUGGGUCACAAGUGCACCAAUAAUUCCACGUGUGUGGAUGGAAUCGGCGCAUACAAGAAAUUAUUGCGAGAAGAAAAUCCCGUUCUGCACUGAAGAAUUCAAUCCCUGCAAAAACGGCGGAAACUGUGUUGACCACUUCACGCAUUACACGUGCGAAUGUCCUCAAGGUUUCCUCGGCGAGAAUUGCACUGUAAAUAUUGACGACUGCGAGGACCAUCUUUGCAUGAAUGGAGGCACGUGCGUCGACGGUGUCAAUGAAUACACGUGCAAGUGCCCGACAGGGUUUUGGGGCAAGUUCUGCGAAGGCACUCCAGUCGCAGAAAUGUUAUAUCCGCAAACUUCGCCAUGUCAACAUCACGACUGCAAGAACGGCAUUUGCUUCCAGCCCAAGGCAGACUCGAGCGAUUACAAAUGCGAAUUCCUCACCGCAGUUUCUUUCGCCGACAAGGAGUCGUUCGUCGAGCUGCCCGGACUGCAAGUCAGACCUGCGGCGAACGUGACCAUUUUCUUCCGCACAACUCAACAGGAAGGAGUGCUGUUGUAUCUGGGCCAAAACCAGCAUUGGGCCGUGGAAUUAUUCACGGGCCGCAUCCGGGUGUCUUACGACGUUGGCAACUAUCCCUUGUCCAACAUGUUCAGCUACGAGAAAGUAGCCGACGGGACUGUGCAUCGGAUCGAGCUGCUCGCUGUCAAGCAGAACUUCACGCUCAAGGUGGACUCUGGCCUGGCGAGGACCAUCAUUAACAACGGGGAAAAGGAGUACCUGGAUGUCAAUGUGCCUUUGUACAUUGGAGGAGUGCCGCCGGAAAUCGGGAGAAAGGCCACGGCGAGUUUCCAUCUGAGGAAUGCCACGAGUCUGAAUGAGGGUUUGAAUAAGUGA
Notodromas monacha is the source of this 3117-nucleotide messenger RNA. The record is from the annotation of a GenBank genome assembly. NCBI's taxonomy places the organism in Eukaryota, Metazoa, Arthropoda, Ostracoda, Podocopida, Cyprididae.